CAUGUUUCGUCGGGCAUUGGGCGCCGUGGGGAGGAUCCUACUGCGCAGCCAGGCCACGGCGGCUCGGUCGCUGUCGAGGCCGGCCGGAGCUAGCAGUCUGAGACACCUACACGUACGUAGGCCUCUCGCUUAAUACACUAUCUCAAUCCAAUCUCUCUCUCUCUUUCAGCGUGGGUGUGUGUGUUUGAUGAAACUGGAUAUUUUCUGGUGAUCAAAUCGCAGUCUCAGCAGAGCAAUGUUGGGGAUGCUGCAGCUACUGCUGGCCACCGCUUUGGCUUUCUUCGCAGGUCUAUGAAACUAGCUGCAUGGUCCGGAUAUGUUGGUUUUGGAGUUUGGACCUGUAUGAAGGUGGCAGACAGGAUUCAACAUGAUUCGUCUCUUCGGUUGUACCAUCAGAGAUUGACUGGGUUAAAGCUGGUGUCGUCUCUCCGGUUGUGAGGAAACAAAACGGUUGUGGCAGCUGUUGGGCGAUGGUUGCUGCAGCCUCGGUCGAAGCUGUACAUUACAUGAAGACCUUGCAGUCGAUCUCGUUGUCGGUUCAAGAGCUCAUCGACUGUGACACAAAGAGUGAUGGGUGUCAAGGCGGCCACGAAGAAAAUGCUUUCAGAUAUAUAAGCAAAAAUGGACUCUCGAGCGAAUCCGACUACCCAUACAUGGCUCGGAGGAGUAAAUCAGGUUGCAAGAGAAACAAGACAGCAGCAGCAAUAAGGAUAUCAGGCUUUCGAUUUGUCAACCCAACUGAGGAUGCUCUAGAGAAAGCGGUAGCGAAGCGUCCCGUGGUUGUCACUUUGCAGUUUUUCGAUGAUCUGCAUGAGUACAAAGGAGGCAUCUUGGAUUGUAAAGCUGUCAAUGGAAAGACCGAUUGCUUGCAUCCUGUCCUGAUUGUUGGUUAUGGCACUGAUUCCAACGGCAUCAAGUACUGGCGCUUCAAGAACUCAUGGGGACCAAACUGGGGUGAGAAGGGCUUUGGUAGGAUCCGCAGGCAUGUUGAUGACAAGCGAGGUGUGUUAGGUAUCUUCAUAGAACCAGGAGUAUAUCCGGUGCUCGAGGACUGAUUGAUCUUGGAUGGUUGGAUCUUUAUAGUGGAUGGGAUUGUAUCA
Messenger RNA from Triticum aestivum (bread wheat), 1100 nucleotides. RefSeq names its product senescence-specific cysteine protease SAG39-like. The coding region runs from base 471 to 1055 and encodes 194 amino acids. The record is from RefSeq and is a predicted model, not a curated record. The transcript has 2 exons. Gene Ontology annotation, biological process: proteolysis. Gene Ontology annotation, molecular function: cysteine-type peptidase activity. Lineage: Eukaryota; Viridiplantae; Streptophyta; Magnoliopsida; Poales; Poaceae.